Molecule: messenger RNA, 2031 nt
Organism: Gopherus evgoodei (Goodes thornscrub tortoise)
Lineage: Eukaryota; Metazoa; Chordata; Testudines; Testudinidae
Product: LIM domain-containing protein A-like
Exons: 2
Coding region: 441-1424 (327 amino acids)
Source: RefSeq, a predicted model, not a curated record
AGCGGAACAGAGCCCGGCACGUGCCCAGCCACACACAACGCAGCGCGUGCCCAGCAGUGCAACACAACACAAGACACACAACCCAGCAUGUCCCCAGCAGUGCAACACAACACAACAUACACAACCCAGCAUGUUCCCAGCAGUGCAACACAACACAACAUACACAACCCAGCGCGUGCCCAGCAGUGCAACACAACACAACAUACACAACCCAGCAUGUCCCCAGCAGUGCAACACAACACAACAUACACAACCCAGCAUGUCCCCAGCAGUGCAACACAACAUACACAACCCAGCACGUGCCCAGCAGUGCAACACAACAUACACAACACACACAACCCAGCACGUGGCCAGCAGUGCAACACAACACACACAGCCCAGCACAUCCCCAGCAGUACAACACAACACACACAGCCCAACACAUCCCCAGAAGUGCAACAAUGCAACACAACAUACACAACACACACAGUCCAGCACGUACCCAUCAGUGCAACACAACACAAUACAACAUACACAACCCAACAUGUGCCAAGCAAUGCAACACAACACAACACAACCCAGCCCAGCAAGUCCCCAGCAGUGCGGUGCUACAAAGCAGAGCAAUUGGAGACAAUACAGGGCAUCCCCAGCAACAUGUACACAACCCAACCCAGCAUGUACCCAGCAGUGCAACGCAACACGUACACAACACACAACAGAGCGCCACACAACCGCCUUCCCUAACACACACACAACAGUCCACAAUGCAGUGCGUACACAACACAACACACACAACAGUCCACAAUGCGCUACCUGCACAACAUAGUGCAAGACAACAAGUCCUGAUCCAUCACAACCAGCACACACAGCCCCUCCCAAUGCAACACCUGUCCUGCCCCACCCAACACAGCACAGCAGGGCAGCCAGAGUGCCACACCCUUCACACAGUGCAAACCAUGGGGAACAAAUGCCACACAACAGAGCAAAUACACAACACAGUCACAGUCCAACACAGUCACAGUCCAAUGCAUGCACAACACACCAGUGCAAAUGCACAACACAGUCAUAAUCCAACACACACAGCACAACGGAACAAAUAUACAACACAGUCACAAUCCAACACAGCAGCCACACAACACAACUACAUCCAACACAACAUGCACACAACCCUGCCCAGUGCACACACAACAGAAUCACAACACCACAUACACAAUAGAGCCUUCACACUACCAUUGCACAUAUUACCCAAUCAAAGCAACACAAUCCCAAGCAAUACGCAACACAGGCAAUGCAACCACAAGAUAGCAACUCAGCACAAUCACAACCCGCUCCAGGAGCCUGCCCAGCACACUGAACACAUACCACUCGACAAUACUGGGCAAGCCCAACACCCACAACACCACAACCUAGCAAAACUCGACACAAAGUAUCACCAGACAAUAUAACAACACAACACAACAGUAGGCACAGCACACAGCACAGAGGCCCCGGAAACACAGCACAACCCAGGGAUGUUCAAACACACAGUGCAACACACAGUGCAACACAACACCCUCUGGCGGAGCAGCACAAAAGGUGAAACGGCAUGUGGCACACAACACAAUGCUGCGCUCCAGAGAUAUGCAACAACACAACCACCACUAAACCUCAUACCGAACUAAACAUUGUAUAUGUGGGAGCCAGGACCCCUGGGUUCUCUCCCCAGCUCUGGGAGGGGAGUGGGGUCUAGUGGUUAGAGCAGGGGGCUGGGAGCCAGGACGCCCAGGUCCUUUCUAGCUGUAAGCGACACAGGGGGUCCCAAUUCAGGCCUGGUGGGGGGUGGCUUGGGAUCCCCAUUACACUCCUGUGGGGUUGGGGUUUCCCUUGAAAUUCCAGGCCUCAGCGCACUUUCACUGUUAGUUUUCACUUUCACUUUUCGGGUUUAUUUUUCUUCCGUUUUAAAAGUGGGGUGAAUGGAGCUUUUUGUUUGCUUCUGUCCCAGGCAGCUGAAAUAGUUGGUUAGGGGGUGGGGGGAUCCAGGACUCCUGGGUUCUCUGGCCAGCUCUGGGAGGG